CUGCUAUGCUGACUCAUGUGCCCCCGGCAGCCAUCAGGGACUGGGAGCAUGGGCUCCCCAGGGGCCUUGGCAGGCUGGGGGCUUCUGGAUUACAAAACUGAGAAGUAUGUGAUGACCAGGAACUGGCGGGUGGGCGUUCUGCAGAGGCUGUUGCAGCUCGGGGUCAUGGUCUACGUGGUAGGGUGGGCCCUCCUUGCCAAGAAAGGCUACCAGGAGCGGGACCUGGACCCCCAGAUUUCCGUUAUCACCAAACUCAAAGGGGUUUCUGUGACCCAGAUCAAGGAGCUGGGGAAUCGGCUGUGGGACGUGGCUGACUUCGUGAAGCCAGCACAGGGAGAGAAUGUGUUCUUCUUGGUGACCAAUUUCCAUGUGACUCCAAAACAAGUUCAAGGCAGAUGCCCAGAGCAUCCCUCCAUCCCACUGGCUAACUGCUGGACCCACGAGGACUGUCCUGAAGGGGAGACGGGGACACACAGCCAUGGCAUAAAAACAGGCCAGUGCGUGGUGUUCAACGGGACGCACAGGACCUGUGAGAUCCGGGGCUGGUGCCCCGUGGAGAGUAGCACUGUGCCUGUGAAGCCUCUGCUGGUCCAGGCUGAGAACUUCACACUGUUCAUCAAAAAUACUGUCACCUUCAGCAAAUUUAACUUCUCCAAGUCCAAUGCCUUGGAGACCUGGGACAACACCUAUUUCAAGCACUGCCGCUAUGAUGCAUUCUCCAGUCCCUUCUGCCCAGUAUUCCGCAUUGGGGACCUUGUGGCUGCUGCUGGAGGGGCCUUUGAGGAUCUGGCAUUGCUGGGUGGUGCUGUAGGCAUCCGUGUCCUCUGGGAUUGCAACCUGGAUGCUGGGGGCUCUGACUGCCGGCCCCACUACUCCUUCCAGCUGCAGGAGCGGAGCUACAACUUCAGGACAGCCACUCACUGGUGGGAGGCCUCCGGUGUGGAGGCCCGAAGCCUCUUCAAGCUCUACGGGAUCCGCUUCGACAUUCUUGUCACUGGGCAGGCUGGGAAGUUUGGGCUCAUCCCCACGACCAUCACUCUGGGCACUGGAGCUGCUUGGCUGGGCAUGAUCACCUUCUUCUGUGACCUGCUGCUAUUGUAUGUGGAUGGAAAAGCCCAUUUCUACUGGCAAACCAAGAAAGAAUGGGUCAUUGGAGACAUCUGUAGUGGGUAUAACACAGUCUUGGGGACACCAGUGGGGGAGGGACAGAGUGGGCCUGUGGACUCUGAGAAGGACUGCAGCCUCACAGUCACAAGGCAAAGAUUCAGUGCCACAAAGAAUGACACUGUGGACAUGGUGACAGGCUACAUGGCUGGCUGA
This is a messenger RNA of Pteropus alecto (black flying fox), 1320 nucleotides long. RefSeq names its product purinergic receptor P2X 6 (gene P2RX6). Gene Ontology annotation, cellular component: nuclear inner membrane; plasma membrane. The record is from RefSeq and is a predicted model, not a curated record. Bases 16 to 1320 code for a protein of 434 amino acids. The transcript is spliced from 13 exons. Gene Ontology annotation, molecular function: purinergic nucleotide receptor activity; extracellularly ATP-gated monoatomic cation channel activity; ATP binding. Gene Ontology annotation, biological process: response to ATP; monoatomic cation transmembrane transport. NCBI's taxonomy places the organism in Eukaryota, Metazoa, Chordata, Mammalia, Chiroptera, Pteropodidae.